UUUGUGACCGAGGCUACGCACAUCAACAACGUAGGCCUACUUUAGUACUUAGAGGAUUAAUUUUUGAGGAUCCAUAGACGUGUACAUCUCAUCAAUUAGAGGAUUAUCCAUGACAUCGUUUUGCAACUGUCAUCAUCAAUUAUCUGUCGUGGAAUUUGUGCCCAUUCUUGCGCUGACAAGUUCAUGGGCAACAGUCGCACCGCAGUGGUUGGAUGUUUGAGUCCUUUCUCCACGAUUGGCCUUAAUGAAUGCAUCAGAAGAAACUGAGGUGAUUCUUUCGCAGUAUCUGGAUUUAUACUGAAAACAAGGAUAUUGCAGUGUGUAUGAAAUCCUGCUGUUAAUUCCUGACCUGAUCCCGCACAAGACGAACUUUUUCGAAGAUACGGUACCAGAGAGACUUCCUAGCAAUGGCUUUCUUUUUCAAAAGCACCCAUACCAUCAACGACCCACUUUCGGGGACAGAAAAUGAUGACAUUCUCGCGGAAGAGAUUGCCGUUGACGCGGGCUCGUUGAAAAUCUCUAGAUGCAAGGAGUGUGGCUUUGAGUUUCAAAGUGACCAGUAUAAAAAAGAUCACGAGAGAUGGCAUGAGCACGUACGUAGCAAACAGCGUUCGUCCAAAAGUCGUGGAAGUGGCGGAAUUCAAGCUUAUCUUGGCACAGAGACGACAGCCUUUCGGCAGCCUGAGAUGGUGCUCAAACCCUUUGCAUGUGAAUACUGCGGCUGGCGGUUUAUCUUGAAGAAGGACAUGAUACACCACGUACGGACCCACACAGGAGAGAAGCCGUACGCAUGCUCGGAAUGCGACAAGCGAUUCUCGCGGGCUUACUCGCUCACCCAGCACAAAAGAACGCAUGACCGACGGGAUAAAACUUCCACGGGCGACAAAUGCUCGAGGGGCUUUGGAACCAGAAACCAUAACCUUACGCACCUUAAGUACGUCCAAAAAGAACCGACGGAAACUGAAACUUCCACGCUGAAAGUUGAAACAACCCAGAGUAAAAAAAAUAGUCACCAUAAUAGGGCGUCAUCUGAAUCUCAUGCUGACUUAACCGUCCCAACCCAGUCAUCAAUUUCGUCCCCACCUGCUAGUGGGCCUUUGGAAAAGCUUAAAACUAUAGAUACUAGCAGUAUAUCAGACAUGAAGGAAACUGCAGGGAAUGAAAACAUCAAGCAAGUUGACAACUUCUCCGCGAAACCUCUUGGUGGUGGAAAGCGAGGGAUUCGCUUCACCUGCCAGUUUUGCGGAUGGGGAUUUUGGGAUAAGAAAGACAAGAAUCAGCACGAAUGGACGCACACGGGCUUUAAGCCGUAUCGCUGCACAAAAUGUGACAAGAGUUUCUCUCGUACCUACACUCUAAAGCUUCACCUGAGAUCUCACACAGGCGAGAGACCUUACCGUUGCCAGCACUGCGAUAAAAGUUUCACAUGUGCCAGCAGCCUGCGGCUGCACGAGCAGGUGCACACCAAGGUGCACAGGCACAAGUGCAGUAUGUGCCCAAAAAGCUUCAAACGCAUAGCCGAUUUCAGAGAUCACCAGCGGGAACAUCUCAACAGCGAUCCCGUUACGUUUGCUAGGUGCUAUAGUGCCACGAAUAAAGGUGCCAAUGUGAAGGUCGCGUCUCAUCCUGUUAGCCAUUCACCCGCACGGUCUGACCUUGCCAUUCCUACUCAAGAAAUUUCGUCUAAAGGGGCACAUGAGAUCUCUGCUUAUCCAUUAGAAAAAAGUCAUCAGGUCAGCUCUACAACAUCUAUAAGUGAAUUUCCUCGCGGACCCGAUCUUAAAUAUUUACAGUCACAAGACACCAAUCAACCUAAGUCAAGUGCUUUAAACUCAACUUGUUCGUCUGGGGAACUACAAGACAGUGAUCGAAAAAUCUUGAUCAAAAAGUACAACAAGCUCAUCUCCGGGCGAAAAUGUUGGCGAGAACCAAGAUUCGUGUGCCAGUACUGCAACAAAGCGUUUCACGAUAAGAAAGACUGCCGCCAACACGAGAACACCCACACUGGUUUCAAACCGUAUGAGUGCAGUGUCUGUGGAAAGAGGCUAUCCCGUCUGUACUCGCUGAAAGUGCACAUGAUGGGUCAUACGGGCAUCAAGCCGUACGCCUGCUUGUACUGCCGCUCCACAUUCCGAGAUCAGGCGAAAUUCAUCUCGACUGGCACUCGGGAGAAACUAGCCAUGUUGCACGGAGAACGGAUGUGA
Messenger RNA from Acanthaster planci (crown-of-thorns starfish), 2204 nucleotides. RefSeq lists its product as uncharacterized. NCBI's taxonomy places the organism in Eukaryota, Metazoa, Echinodermata, Asteroidea, Valvatida, Acanthasteridae. Gene Ontology annotation, biological process: regulation of DNA-templated transcription. Gene Ontology annotation, molecular function: RNA polymerase II cis-regulatory region sequence-specific DNA binding; DNA-binding transcription factor activity, RNA polymerase II-specific. The record is from RefSeq and is a predicted model, not a curated record.